AUGCGCGGUCUGAUGUAUAAUAUCACAAGUAUCCGUAACAUCCUCAAGUUAUUUCUAUUCACUACACUCUCAAUAAUCAUUCUUGGUCUUGUUGGAUCUGGCUACCGAAUUUUCAGCUCUCAAGAAAAAGAGACAUCUUUAGAACUGUCUCCCAACGUCAUCGUUGUCGAUCCCGACGAUCCAACUCUCAACAGAAACUUUACAUGUAUUACCACACAAAUAUUAAUGAAUGUGUUUCAAACUAGUCUUUGUCUCCAUUCAAAACAUGAUACAGUUAGUAAAUCAGUUGCGGAGCGACGGGUUUGGGAAGAAAAUGAUGUUUCACGACUACUAAACAUUCUUGUUCGUAAUCCUGAAAUGCAAAUGAUUGAUAUUGGAGCUAAUAUAGGUGGAUUUACCAUGUUUAUAGCAGGUGCACUCGGACGUUUUACAUUAGCGAUUGAAUGUUAUCUGCCAAGUAUUGAACGAAUCGCACGUGCGGUGCAACUUCGAAACGCACAAAAAAAUGUUGUUCUCGUUCAAAAUGCUCUCUAUUCAAGUCCAGGCAAAUAUUUAACGAUAACAACUGAUGAUCCGAGUGGUAUAAGAUUACAAGAGGGAACGACAGAGAAAGAGUCGAAAAAUGAAUUCGUUGUCAAAACGAUCAAGUUCGAUGACUUACUUCCGAUACUGAUUCAACGAAAAGUGAAAACAGCCAUGAUUAAAAUCGAUAUCGAAACAUCUGAAAGCUAUAUAUGUGCCACAGGUGCAAAAAUAUUCGAUCAGAUUAAUAUUCCGUAUAUUAUGAUGGAAUGGCAUUCUUGGCGCGUUAAACAUCAGCAACGAUAUCAGUACAUAGUAGAUUUUAUGACUGCUCGAGGCUAUAUUCCCGUUGAUGCGAGUUGUAAAGAACUUAAUCCAAACGAUUGGCUCAAUCUAUCAUGGCCAGGCAAUAUUUUUUGGAUUAAAAAAUCAUAUCCUAGAAACCUUCUUUGUUGA
This is a messenger RNA of Adineta ricciae, 978 nucleotides long. NCBI's taxonomy places the organism in Eukaryota, Metazoa, Rotifera, Eurotatoria, Adinetida, Adinetidae. The record is from the annotation of a GenBank genome assembly.